Molecule: messenger RNA, 2759 nt
Organism: Hyalella azteca
Lineage: Eukaryota; Metazoa; Arthropoda; Malacostraca; Amphipoda; Hyalellidae
Exons: 4
Coding region: 1242-1958 (238 amino acids)
Source: RefSeq, a predicted model, not a curated record
GAGAGUAAGGGUAGUGAGAGUGAGGGUAGUGAGAGCAAGGGUAAUGAGUGCAAGGGUAGUGAGAGUAAGGGUAGUGAGAGUAAGGGUAGUGAGAGUAAGGGUAGUGAAAGUAAGGGUAAAGAGAGUACGGGUAAUGAGAGUAAGGGUAGUGAGAGUAAUUAAGGUUAGUGAGAGUAAGAGUAGUGAGAGUGAGGGUAGUGAGAGUGAGGGUAAUGAUAGUAAGGGUAGUGAGAGUAAGGGUAGCUAAGGGUAUAUUGGGAGUAAGGGUGGUGAGAGUUAGAGAACGUAUUUUCAGAUCUGUUGAAAUUUAACCAUUCAUUACCACUAUUGUCCAUAAUAAUAAUGCAAAAUGUAAGUUACAACAAAAUUUCACUUACGACAUCUAAAUGCCAAAGUAUUUGACAAAAACAUUUUUUUCAAUAUAAAGCCAAUACUAAUUGAAAGAAUCGUUAAGCUGGAUGAUCUCAUUUUCCUUUUUGGUAUAAUAUUAAUAGAUUUAUCGGGAUUAUUGCGAUUGAUUCUUCCGUCAACUUAAUUUCAAUUCAACCACUUGGAAAAUACGGGCAUUUAUGUGUGGAUUUACCCUUGAUAUAAAUUUUGAUGCUCGCACAAAUUGCAAACCAUUCCAUGCAAAUGUUCUCCUGAAAUUCUUACCUUCGCGACCGCCAGUGACUCUGAUUGCCAGGUCAUACUGUAAUGACGAGAAUAAUAGAGCAACUUCAUGAUUGGGCUGAACGAAACUUCAUGGAACUUAGUUUGUAGAGAUUGAUUGGACGAUAAUCAUGAAACCAACUUGCUAGCGAAUAAAUGCACUGUGAUUGUGAGAGUACUGCCACAAGGCAGUCAGCUGCAUGCCAUUUGAUUUUUUGAAAGCAUUCCCAGUCGCGACUUGAAGUCAGUACAAUUCGGUUGCUGUCCCUCUUAGCACGCUUGUGAUUAUCGAUUCAUAUCAGUAAGCUGCUUUUGUAUGCUGUGCCAAGGGACUAACAGAAGCGUGAUAAAAACAGUACUCCUGGAAAUUUUGAAAUUUUGAUUGUAUGCUGCAUAUGCAUUCUUUAUGCGAAUCGAGCAUUUUCAUGGAAAGUUAUACACUCGUAGAUCUAAGAUCUAGGUUAUGCAAGCCGUUGAAGCAUCUUCGUGAAAUGAAAUUAUGUGUGCAGGAAAAUAGACAAAUACAACUAUCACUAUAGACAAAUUCCAAGUUUUUUAAUAGUUUUUGCAAAAAAAUUCAGCCCAGCAAGAUGGACUUGCGGCUGCUUGCGGCGCUCGGGGCGCUGCUGUGCGUCUGCUGCAGCAUCGAGGAGGGCUCAGCUUAUACGUUCAGGACUUUCAUGGGCGCGGAAAUUGCCGCAACUGCGAUCUCGAGCAGCGCGGUCGUGCAGCGUCCAUGCGAGUGCCGCGCGCUGUGCCGGGACGCAUGCCUCGCGGUGGCCAUCAGGCGUCUCCUACCAGGCCACUUCCACUGCUCCUUCACCGAACAAAAGAUCGCAUUCACCAACAGCCUUGUGAUCCCUGCUCCUGACAGCAGGGUGUUCUACAAACGCCAGGGAUGUCUGGUCAACUUCACGCUCGUGGAAAACGUGGGCUUCAUUUACGUCUCCACCGUCGCACUGAACUUCACCGCCGCGUCGGCCUCCUGUCCAUGCAACUCCCAACUCUUCACCGCCGACUCCCUGGUUGAUUUCGACGCCAUGCGGGAAUACCUCUUGAAGAAUGCCAAUUCUUCAAGCACGGAUCUUUGGAUUGGCCUGACCCGUACUUCGAACAUCACAACUUGGAAAUGGUUUGGAAACGGGAGCAUACAGGCAGUUCACCCAUCGCCCUACUGGGGCAAAAAUGACCCUGACAAUGAUUCUGAUUGCGCCAGAAUUCUUCUGAAACCAUCUGCCGGUUAUUUCUACCACGUGGCCGAUUCGAAGUGUUCAAAUCCAUUCAAGUUUCUUUGCAAGCAAAUGUGAGCUUAUAUGGCUGUUCGAACAUAUAUGCGAAAAGAACAAGCCUUGAUAAUGCCUGAGCCGGGUUUAUAUGGAAGUGGAAUGAAGGAAAAUGCUUAGUAUAACGAAUUUCUCUGCCUAUACCAUGCAUCAAAUCGUAGCUGACGAAUCUCUUCACGCCUGAUUGAAAAGGCUCAUAAUAAAGAAUUUUCUGAGCCUAAUAAAUGAAUAAUAACCUUUUGAAACGCUCCUACCAAACACGGCCUCCAACGAAAAUCCGCUGAGAAUUUGCAUAGAUCAUUAAAAACUCUUUAGUUGUAUUGGUACGUAGUCUUGGUUUCAUUGCGUUCCAUAACUUUGAUUUUUAUGACCAAACUCCAAUCUCAACUGGAACUAUUGGGUUUUUUAGCAAUAAACCUAAGAAUUUCCUCGUUAUUCCUGGAAAUCACGACGUUUAUAUGAUGGCACCAUCACCAGCAUGUUUUCUGUGUUAGCACCAUAUUAUUAUUUCAAGCAGAACAUUUAUUGCCCUGAAUGUACUGGACUAUGAUGCUUGUGUCUAUCAUUGCAUGAACGUCUCUAAUUGGUUAAUUUAAUUUGUAUGCUCCCUUUACCCGGUCAUAAUUAACCCUUGUGAAUAAUUUAAAUUAAUUGAAUAGCUACUGUUUGUGCUUGUUGGAUCAUCUAUAUCACGAGUUUCCUAACAACAAACUUCUUAGGCGUAUAGACACCCGCAACAAUAAGAAAGCCGUAAGUCAUACAAAUAACCUGGGCCCAUAUUUUCAAAAAAAGUUAAGAGAUCGUAAGUUCAUCAGCCAAUUAUUG